AUGGACGGUGGCAGUCUGGCAGAUGGGUUCGGUGUUGGACCCAAGAUGUUUCCUAAUUUGGUGGUCUUGAGGCUAGACCCGCGCACUGCACCCAAGCACCGGCGAUUUGUCAUCACCGACCCGACCGCCAGCGCCCGCCCGCCCGCCCGCCCGCCAACCUCCACCAAACGACACGUAUCUCCAAGUCUGUCAAUCAUAUUUGUUGCCGGAAUUCUUCUUUGUUUGGUCUCAUUAUCCGCUGCUGGGCAUUAUUGGACUUUAAAGCAGCAUCAUCCCUGCUCUGCAGUAACCCAGAUACGGAUACUUCAAGCGCCUUACAAACGACGUGAGGAGAACGAUGUUGCUAUCCUGAUAGAAAUGGAUCCAUGGACUGGUCCAACGACGGUCACUCCGAAAAAGUAUCACCAUUGUGCCUCCUCUGUCGCCGCCUUUGUCUGCGACGAUGGAGGGGGCCAGGAUCUCAUGGCCAGCAGGCAACCAUAUCUCGAUGGAUUUCAUCACUUCAAGCUAGGCCGUUGGUGGGGCAAGCAAGUCUGAGUGGGCGGCCAAAGAAAAGCUGAUAUCUCGAACAAUAAGAAGCAACCGACCGACGUUGUCUUUCAUGGUUCUGUCAAUCUAGAGUUAGUUAUACGCGUAAUUUUACGAAGCAUCAAUGGAAUGGGGAAGGGCGGCCAAAGCACAAGCCAAGGUUAGUUAACUUUAAAGUGCAGAUGGCUUUGAUAUUCCAUCCGUGACUCAUAACUUACGAAUCGAACAGGGCACUUCCCAAUAUAUUAAUGACAAGGAGUUUGCUAUUUUGCGCCCCAUAAUUUAUUCUCUUUGAGGUAGGACGCUGGCGGAGCUCGCUCGAUAUCUGUGGCUGCUCCUCUGCGGCAUCCCUUUUUGGUAUCUGCACGAAAAUUUAGGGCUUGGAUCCUGCCAGACUGGAAAGUUGUCACAAUCGUAUGCGAGAGUCCCAUUGGCGUCUGACUCUGACGGUCCUCCUUUCAAAUUUAAAUCCAUUGAUUCGUUUUCAGAAAUGGAAUAUUCCACCUUGCUCGUAGCAUCGCUUACUUUUUGCUGCCCUUAUGGCAGCAUUAUUGUUGACAUGGGCGGGCAUUUCAGAACGGGCAGUGUCUCUAAAGUUUCGAAAAUCGACUAACUCCGCCUCGAUCCUGGGGAUCUGAGAUUCAUCCUGAAAGCCGUUUGUAGUUUCUGAACAGCCCUGCUGGGCCUGCAAGAAGUUGAUCGUUCCCGUAACACAAUCCUCUCAAUGAUAGAUGGGCAGGACUCACCGUGAUGAGGAUUAGCACCCUUUCCUUGACGUGCUUGCAAAGACCGCUCAUGUUGUCUGAACGAAGCAAGCAUCUUAGCUCAAAAUCCCUUGGUUUUCGUGGGGCAGGUUUACGAUCACGACGCAGCGGUCCCCGCAGGUCGGGCUCCGCGCGCUCCGCACACUCGCUCACCCCGUCGCCGGUGGAACUGGUAGUUAGCGGCCUGGGCAGGCGAUGGAAACCUCCAAGAUUCUUAACCCCAUCAAGGAUCAUACGGUCGCUAACCCGGAACAGCCAGGGGCACUCCCAUCUAGCACUAUGGUGGACCUUGGGCUUGGCCGCCCAAUAAGAAGUUGGAACAACCUUGGAACAGUUGCAUAUUCCGCCCUUUAACUUAUAUAAAUUGCUCGUAGUAUCCUUAGGCAGCAGCGUUCUUCGUUCACAUUUGGAGUUACUGCGUAUUCGAGUCAAGAUCCGAAUCAGGCCAUGGAUGCGAGCGAAGCCUUUGUCACGGACGGACGACACCGCCAGGAUCGCUUGACCAUUUCAAUUGGUCGUCAUUAUUAUUUUCUUUUGUCUUCCUCUUCCUCUUUCCCUUUGCCAAUCGUUAUCAGGCUCGGAAGGUUGAUGCUGGCAAACAAGGAGACAGGAUUGAAGGAACCAAAAAUUUCCGCCCCUCCAAAAGUCGGUCAGACUUAAAAGGCGCUCGGGGCGGAUGUUGAAUAAUAUCCCGUGCUAUCAGCAAUCGCAGAUCCGCAAUAUUGUCUUUGGCGAGGCUCAUCAUCGCUACCAGGGUUCCUGGGGACAUAUUCUUGACAAAUGAUCGACCCGAGGGGGGUUCUGGUCGGCUUGGCCCAAUUCCCCUGAUUAGCGAUGAACGAACCGGUUAUCAAUUUUGCAAUGAAACAGUCAAGGAAGAACAGAUUGCAGGUUCAUCGGCCGGAACUGAACUUGAAAAAGCCGUGUCCGGCUCCCCAUAACACCGCGCUAGAGCCACUUUCUAUCCAACCACAAUUUUGUUCAGGGCAGCUCCGUGACAUUUAUGACGGUAGAGAAUGAGUCAAUUUGGAGGAAAACAAAUAUACCUGCCUGAUGCUUGACGUGGAAUGGUGAGUUCUCGAACGCAUCGUCCAAAGAGGGCAGAGGGAAUUUGGUAGUUCACUACACAGUAUAUCCUGGCAGCCAUAUAAAAUUGUUUACGAUACCAAAAUCACCUGCUGAUGGUAUGGGGAAGCCAAAAGAGGCACCCUCUAGUUCACGGGGAGCUCACGUUCAUAUAUAUACAUACAGCGGAGCAUCCUAACGUUCUACAUCAUCGAAGGUCGUAGUAGGGAGAAGAAGGAUGUGGCCACUACCAGUUCUGACUGCACUUCCUGAUUUAGGUGAAUUCUAUAGACUUAGAAGAUUUCUCGGGAAUUACGCCCCUGGCAGAGAGAAUGCAAUCGUAUCCAGCACAACUUAAUUAUUGUUUGCCGAACGAGAGCUGACCCAUCCUUGUUCUACCUCAAGAUUUUAGAUGAGAAGAUGAGAUGGACAAUGGUGGGCCAGUGAAUUGCAAUAUAUUAGAUACAAAAGAAAGCACAGAAUCCGUACGAGCUACGGUCAAGGCAUACCGUGAUGUUAACUGUCAAGUUAACAAGUCCCAGUUGGUACGAGAAGUUUCAAUUAUGUUACCUAGCACUUGAUGUCCGUAUGUGAAAAUUCUACUUCACGAAAUCAUGGAGAGAACAUGCUUCCUGUCGGGGCAGUUUAAAAUCAGCCUUUCCAUGACUUGUCUUGUCUUUCGUUCUGUCUAUAUACCCGCCCGUCUACCAUUAUUUCCUUCUCCCUUCUAUGAUCAUAUAUUUUCUUCCUGACAGAUUUAUUUGAAACCAUGACCGGCUCUUUUCAUUGCUAAGUAUUGAGUGGAAACUGAACGAAACCGAGAACUGGUAAAUAAGGCAUGGGAAACGAAGCAGGAAAGAAAGAAAAGAAAAAACGAAAUUAGCACCUAGAGAGACCUCUUACUAAAUGAGAUUUAUUUCUGAUUUUGUCUUUUGACACUUCAUUAAGUCUAUCUAAAGUUCGUUCACAAGGCGGCGUUCUUUACGGAGAGCACGUAGCUUGACCCGGGCUUCCUCUAAGGGAACAAGGCUGCCUUUCGCUUGAGAGCUAGGAUCAUCGCGGUUGCGAAUGUUAACAGUGCGUGUUGACUUUUCUUGGGCACCGACAACUAGAUUAUUCGAAAAAAAUUAUUACGAUUAGUAUAACUACGGUGGUUCGGGUCACGAUGGGGAGAGAGGCUAUCGAAGCAUCAUUAAACGGGAGAAGGAAAAGCCAUUGCUUACCGAAGAUGAAGUUAUACUGCGCGAUCUGGCCUGUGCGGAUUUUCUUCUGCAUCGUAUUACCGCUAAUAUCAAUGUCGACGUUUAAUUUGUCUCCCUUGAGAAUCUGCUGCAGCUCCUCGACAUAGUCGUUGAUAGCGGGCAUGACGGGUACGAUCAAGAUUUGGCGCGGGCUCAGCCAGAACGGCCACUUGCCGCCGAAAUGCUCGAUGAUAAUACCAAAGAACCGCUCGAAGCUACCAAUUAUCGCUCUAUGGAUAACAACGGGGCGGGCGCGGCCUGGGCCUGGCUCGUCGCUGUUGGUGGGAGGAGCAUCUGGUUUAGCAGCAUCACCUGCUGGCUUUUCGUCGGGGUUUUCGGCCGGUUUCUCUGUAGGCUUCGCUUUGGCUCCCGUCUCGCCAGUCAUGUACUCCAGUUUAAAGUUCACUGGCAUUUGAUAGUCCAGCUGGAUGGUGGCACACUGGAACUCUCUCUUCAACGCGUCUUGGAUUGUGAUGUCAAUUUUGGGUCCAUAGAAGGCGCCAUCACCCUCUUCAACUUCCCAGUCAUUGCCCUUAAAUUUAGUCAAAGCAGCACGUAAUUGAUCCUCGGCGUAAUUCCAUGUCUCGAUCUUCCCCAUAUACUUCUCCG
This is a messenger RNA of Blastomyces gilchristii SLH14081, 4207 nucleotides long. RefSeq lists its product as uncharacterized. NCBI's taxonomy places the organism in Eukaryota, Fungi, Ascomycota, Eurotiomycetes, Onygenales, Ajellomycetaceae. The transcript has 4 exons. The record is from RefSeq and is a predicted model, not a curated record. Bases 1 to 537 code for a protein of 178 amino acids.